Messenger RNA from Gracilinanus agilis (Agile Gracile Mouse Opossum), 1431 nucleotides. RefSeq names its product ALG3 alpha-1,3- mannosyltransferase (gene ALG3). Gene Ontology annotation, cellular component: endoplasmic reticulum. Gene Ontology annotation, molecular function: dol-P-Man:Man(5)GlcNAc(2)-PP-Dol alpha-1,3-mannosyltransferase activity. Bases 1 to 1341 code for a protein of 446 amino acids. NCBI's taxonomy places the organism in Eukaryota, Metazoa, Chordata, Mammalia, Didelphimorphia, Didelphidae. The transcript has 9 exons. The record is from RefSeq and is a predicted model, not a curated record.
AUGGCGGCGGGGUUGCGGAAGCGGGGCCCGGCCGGGACCGGGACCGGCUCCGGCGCGCGCUGGGGGCUGGGCCUGGGGCCGGCGCCGCUGAAGCGGGCAUGGCAGGAGCGGCGGCUGCUGCUGCUAGAACCCCGCUACACGCCGCUCGUGGCCGCCUGCCUCUGCCUGGCGGAGGUGGGCAUCAACCACUGGGUCAUACGCAGGGUGGCCUACACAGAGAUUGACUGGAAGGCCUACAUGGCUGAGGUGGAGGGAGUGAUCAAUGGUACCUAUGACUACACUCAACUUAAAGGCGACACAGGGCCCCUUGUCUACCCUGCUGGCUUUGUAUAUAUCUUCAUGGGGCUCUACUAUGCCACAAACCGAGGCACUGACAUCCGCCUGGCCCAGCACAUCUUUCUGGGCCUCUACCUUGCCACACUGCUGCUCGUGUUUCGAAUCUACAGCCAGACAAGAAGGGUGCCCCCUUUUGUCUUUUUCUUCAUGUGUUGUGCCUCCUAUCGGGUCCACUCCAUCUUCGUUCUUCGUCUCUUCAAUGACCCUGUGGCCAUGGCCCUGCUCUUCCUCAGCAUCAACCUCCUGCUCUCCCAGCGCUGGGGCUGGGGAUGUGGCUGUUUCAGCCUGGCUGUGUCGGUGAAGAUGAAUGUGCUGCUUUUCGCACCAGGGCUGCUCUUUCUCCUCCUAUCUCAGUUUGGCCUCCGAGGGGCCCUCCCCAAGCUGGGCAUCUGCGCCCUCCUGCAGGUGGCUCUGGGCUUGCCCUUCCUAUUGGAGAACCCGGCCGGCUAUCUGUCCCGCUCCUUUGACCUUGGCCGGCAGUUCCUCUUUCGAUGGACAGUGAACUGGAGGUUCCUGCCUGAGGCGCUCUUCCUGAAUCGGGCUUUCCACCUGGCCCUGCUGGCAGCUCAUCUCAGUCUGCUGACACUCUUUGCCUUCUGCAGGUGGCCCAGGUCAGGAGAAAGCAUCCUGUCUCUCUUGAAAGACCCCUCAAAGAGGAAGACCCCAGCCCAGCCCCUCACUGCUAACCAGAUCGUCUCGGUGCUCUUCACGUCUAACUUUAUCGGGGUCUGCUUCAGCCGCUCCCUCCACUACCAGUUCUACGUCUGGUACUUCCACACGCUGCCCUACCUCCUGUGGGCAACACCCUCGCGCUGGCUCACCCACUUGCUCAGGUUAUUAGUGCUGGGCCUGAUUGAGCUCUCCUGGAACACGUACCCCUCCACGUCCUGUAGCUCUGCGACCCUUCACCUCUGCCAUGCUGUCAUCUUGCUGCAGCUGUGGCUGGGCUCCAAGACCCUCCCCGAGGCCUCCCAGCCCCUUCAGCAUAGCAAGAAGGCCCUGUGAACUCUUAGGGCCCCCGCCUCGGACUCUGGGGUGUUGAUGGACUCUGGUCCCUGUCAAACUGCCUCCCCAAUAAACCUGGCCAAGCCCCAA